AUGUCCUACUACUACGAGCAGUGCAAGCAGCCCUGCCUGCCCCCUCCCAUCUGCGUGCAGAAGUGCGCCAAGUGCGUGGAGCCCUGCAAGACGGCGUGCGCCGAGCAGUGCGUGGAGGUCUGCCAGGCCCCCUGCGCCACCCCCUGUUGCGCCCCGCAGUGCGUGGAGCCCUGUGCCACCCAGUGCACCACCUCCUGCGCCCCUCAGUGCGUGGACGUCUGCGCCCAGUCCUCCUGCGCCCCGCAGUGCGUGGAUGUCUGCGCCCAGUCCUGCUGCGCCCCGCAGUGCGUCGACGUCUGCGCCCCGCAGUGCCCGGCCCAGUGCGCCGAGCCCUGCGCCCCACAGUGCUCCACCAAGUGCCUGGAGACCUGCCAGGCCCCCUGCGUGGAGACCUGCACCACCAAGUGCGUCGAGUCGUGCGAGACGGUGUGCCUGGAGCCCGCCUGCUCCCGCCCCUGCUGA
Molecule: messenger RNA, 462 nt
Organism: Empidonax traillii (willow flycatcher)
Lineage: Eukaryota; Metazoa; Chordata; Aves; Passeriformes; Tyrannidae
Product: keratin-associated protein 4-7-like
Exons: 1
Coding region: 1-462 (153 amino acids)
Source: RefSeq, a predicted model, not a curated record